Cotesia glomerata is the source of this 2602-nucleotide messenger RNA. Its product is annotated as zinc finger protein 2 homolog. The transcript is spliced from 6 exons. Gene Ontology annotation, molecular function: DNA-binding transcription factor activity, RNA polymerase II-specific; zinc ion binding; RNA polymerase II cis-regulatory region sequence-specific DNA binding. Lineage: Eukaryota; Metazoa; Arthropoda; Insecta; Hymenoptera; Braconidae. The record is from RefSeq and is a predicted model, not a curated record. The coding region runs from base 253 to 2130 and encodes 625 amino acids. Gene Ontology annotation, cellular component: nucleus. Gene Ontology annotation, biological process: regulation of transcription by RNA polymerase II.
UUCAAUAAAAAAAAUUUCAUAAUUUUCUGUUGAAAUGCCUAUCACGCUACAAUUACCUUAAAGCUCCACCUGGACUAAUUUGAUUUAAAAAGUUGUAGAAAAUAGAGAACUGUCAUGGCGUGUCUAAUUGUUGACAUUUCGACAAAGUGGUAAAUUAUUUCGAGUUAAAAUGUUUUUUAUAACCGUUUACAAUAAUAUAUUUAUAUCAACAAUUAAAUUAUAAGUACAAUAAGUGUUUAAAGAAAUAAAUGAAUGUUUAUUACUGAAGAAAACAAUAGUAAUGUCAAUAUGAGCUCUUAUACGUGGGAGCGUAUAACCUCGUCAGAGAGAAAAAAUUUAAAACUUUGUCGAUUAUGUGGCAAAAAUUCGACAAAUUAUGUUGAUUCAUUAAACAAUGAAGGCGCUGAGAGAAAAUUAUGCCUCAAAGUUAUUUCAUGUCUUCAAAUAAACAUAUCAGAAGAUGACAUUUUGCCAAAAAUAAUUUGCACUGAUUGUUGUGAUAAGUUGGAAAAUUUUUACAAAUUUUUUAAACAAGCUGCUGAAGUACAAACAUAUCUUGAUAGUAUUUAUCAAACGACUGAAAAAGAGAUUCCAAUUGAAGACCAAAGCGUUAUUGUAAUAAAAUACAAUCCUGUUGAUUUUUAUCCAGAUCAACAAGAAGCUGAAGUUGUUAUAAAUUUAAAUUUAGAGGAAGGAGUUGAGCUAGAAAAUUUAUCCCCAGAGCAGCUCAAUAAAAUAAUUCAAGAACAAUUGAAUAAUUUAAAUCAAGGCCAAAUAAACAAUAAUUUUAACCAACAUCUUGUUGUUGACAAUGUUGAUGUCAACCCAGAACAAUUAGUUGACACUGUAAUUGAAGAACAAAACAUAAGUACCUCAAUUGUCGAACAAGUGAUAAGUAACUCUAAUGAAGAAGACAUAAUCAAUAAUUUAAAUUCCGAAGAAAUAAUAAUAAAUACGAAUUCAGAAGAAGAAAUAAAUAAUUUGCGUAAGGAGUAUGAAAAAAUAAUCAACGAAGUAAGUAGUGAAUUUAAUGAUCCAGUUGAUGCAAGUGCGCAGGAGAAUGAAGUUAAUAAUAGUAAUAAUCGAGAAAUAGAACAAGAAAAGGAGCUAGACGAACAAAAUCGAGGAGAGGAAGAUGAGAAAGAAGAUAAUGAAGAAGACGAAGUUGUUAAACUAGAGAGAGAAGAAAUAAUUAAUAAAUUGAAAAAGACCAAAGUUGUGACUAGUCGGUUAACGAUAACAGAAGCUAUUCAAGGUUAUCCAUGGAGGUGUACUAUUUGUAAUCAUGGAAUUAUGAAAUCUUACAAAGAAUUGCAGUAUCAUUACAAACACAAGCACAAUGAACCGCCUGUUUAUAAAUGUAUGCACUGCGAAAGGGAGUACAGUCUCUAUAGGAGUUUUACUAAACACUUUUUACUCCAUGAAGAUCCUAAAAGAUUCGAAUGCGAUGACUGCGGUAAGGUAUUUAAUCUUAAGUCAUCUCUACUAUCGCACUCUCUAGUGCAUUCUGACAAGCGCCCUUACUCCUGUACCAUAUGUCGUAAAAGGUUUAAAAGUUCCUUGACUCUAGCAGUCCAUAAAAAACUUCAUCUACCUCUGGACGGACAAUUUUUGUGUGAAAUUUGUAGGAAAGAUUUUUCGUCUAAAAAAGCGCUGGAAAAUCACGAAAAAAUGCACGACGGAGUAUAUGACUUCAUGUGUGAUGUUUGUAGCAAAUCUUUUGUGUCCAAAAAUUCUCUAAGUUAUCACAUGGCCAGCCAUACGGAGGAUAUAAAUUAUCAUUGUCCCACCUGUGGUCGCAGUUUUAGAACAGAAUGUCUUUUAAAGAGACAUUUAGUAACACAUUCGGAAGUUAAGAAACACCGAUGUGAUACCUGUGGAAAACAAUUUAAAGAACGUUGCACUCUCGUUGCACAUACGCGAAUUCAUACCGGAGAAAUGCCGUAUGAAUGCGAAGUCUGCGGUAAAAAAUUCCGUUUCGCUGGAAUUUUAACGGUUCAUCGAAGGCAACACACAGGCGAACGCCCUUAUAUUUGUUCAUUUUGCGACCGCACAUUCACCAACUGGGCAAACUUGAAUAAACAUAUGAAGCGACUGCACAAUACAAAGGCCGGCGUACAGAGAAAAUAAAUUCUUCGUAAGGAAAUAUUAACAAUUUCAGGAAUUAUUGUUUAAAUAAUUAGUAAUACAUAAGGAACUAAAGGCUUGAUACUCCGAAGACUUUACACAAGACUUAAUUUAAGGUAACAUUUUUAUAUUUAUUGAUAGAAAAUUAGUCCAGGUGGCCAUGGUUUAACGUGAUAUAUUUAUAAUUUGUUGUUUAGUUAUUUAAAAAAAAAAUUUUUAUUUUUAUUUUAUAAUUAUUAAAAUUUAUUUAGUAAUAAUUAUAAGUUACAAAAGCCAUACGAUUUAUUAUUAAGAAAUUACGUAUAUUUACGUACAAAGUCCAGUAUUUUUUAGUGGCCACCGAAAUACUACUAAACAACGAUAGCUGCUAAUAGAAUUCCUUUAGUCAGUGUAAAUUAAAUGCUAAGUAAUUAAUUAUGCAGUUUCGUAAUUUCAUUAAAACUUUUAAAAACUAAAAAUAUUUUUUUUUCUUACA